Necator americanus (New World hookworm) is the source of this 1092-nucleotide messenger RNA. RefSeq lists its product as uncharacterized. Gene Ontology annotation, molecular function: protein-tyrosine sulfotransferase activity. The record is from RefSeq and is a predicted model, not a curated record. The transcript is spliced from 9 exons. Lineage: Eukaryota; Metazoa; Nematoda; Chromadorea; Rhabditida; Ancylostomatidae. Gene Ontology annotation, biological process: peptidyl-tyrosine sulfation. Bases 1 to 1092 code for a protein of 363 amino acids. Gene Ontology annotation, cellular component: Golgi apparatus.
AUGGUACAUUUUACCGCUGUUGUGAUGCGGCGACCUAAAUACCACUACACUUUAGUCGUUAUUACUAUUCUAUGCAUCGUCUAUUUCUUAUUCGUGAAACGACCGACUGACCACACAUGGGUAACCGAGAAGGAAUCAUUGCGACCAAUCUCCUAUGGAAACGUGAAUGAGAAAUCGGCAUUUAUCUUCAUUGGCGGUGUUCCGCGUUCUGGGACCACGCUAAUGCGUGCAAUGCUGGACGCACAUCCUGAUGUGCGCUGUGGCGAGGAGACUCGUAUUAUUCCCAGAAUAUUGGGACUUAGAGCGCAGUGGAGGAAAAGUGAAAAGGAAUGGAAUCGUCUACAACAAGCUGGUGUUACCAAUGAAGUCAUUAAAAGUGCAGUAGCAUCUUUUAUUAUCCAGGUGAUAGCUGGUCAUGGCGCUCCUGCUCCUCGAUUAUGCAAUAAGGAUCCAUUCACAAUGAAAUCUGCAGCAUUUCUGUCGGAAAUGUUCCCGAAUGCUCAGUAUAUUUUCAUGAUUAGAGACGGGAGAGCUACUGUACAUAGCAUCAUAUCGAGAAAGGUGACCAUCACUGGCUUUGAUUUGAGCGACUAUCGGCAAUGUCUGACCAAGUGGAAUGCAGCGAUUAGUUCUAUGAAUGAUCAGUGUGAUGCAGUUGGAGAGAAAUGUUUGAAGGUUUAUUAUGAACAACUAGUACUGCAUCCGGAGUCGCAAAUGCGACGCAUCUUGAGUUUCCUUGGCCUACCAUGGAAUGCCAGUGUUCUACAUCACGAGCAAUACAUAGGAAAAGAUAUUUCCUUGUCAAAUGUGGAGAGAAGCUCGGAUCAGGUUGUAAAACCAAUUAAUAUGGAUGCGUUAACGAAGUGGGUCGGUGCAUUUCCUGAAGACGUUGUUAAGGACAUGGACGAGAUUGCUCCAAUGCUCCGCAAGCUAGGUUACGAUCCGCACGAAAAUCCGCCUAACUACGGUGACCCGGAUGAGACAGUUGCGAAGAAAACGGAAGAAAUUCGCAAACAUGGCCGGGAAUGGUAUAAGAGAGCUGUUAGUGUUGUCAAUGAUCCAGCUAGAGUGGAUAAACCGCCAGAAUCAUAG